Molecule: messenger RNA, 4268 nt
Organism: Photinus pyralis (common eastern firefly)
Lineage: Eukaryota; Metazoa; Arthropoda; Insecta; Coleoptera; Lampyridae
Gene: FANCI
Product: Fanconi anemia group I protein
Exons: 18
Coding region: 56-4102 (1348 amino acids)
Biological process (GO): DNA repair
Molecular function (GO): DNA polymerase binding
Source: RefSeq, a predicted model, not a curated record
GUCGUGUGUAUUUAUUUGUUUAGAAAUGGUACUAUAACUUUUCAAAAUUGGCGGAAUGGAAAUGGAAGAAAUAGGGAAAAGAAUUAGGGAAUACGGUCAGAAGAGAAACCAAGCAGCUUUGCAAAUAUACGUAAAGGAAUUGGACGUAAACGUGUUGGUCUCAUUUGUUGCACAAAAAUACAAUUCGCCAAAUUUUAAUUACAUCUGGGAUUACUUGAUGCAAUCUUUUACCAGCUCGCCAGAAUGUCAUCGAAAAAGAUUUGAAAUAGUUUCGACUUUAUUACACGAAUUGGAGAAGGGGCUUAUUACCAGCUCGCAAUGUAAUAGCAUUAUAACACGAUUGUGUGUAGAAUUUCCAAAGUUUAAGCCAUUACAUCUGAUUCGUUUAUGCAGUUUUUGUUUGGAGUGUAUACAAAAGGGAACAGUGUCCGAAAUGUGCUGGAAAGAUACGCUACCUGAGAUUUCGAAUGUGUUGAUUGACUGUAGCCAUGUGGAAUAUAAUGAUCAAGAUAUGUCUGGGUUAGAGUAUAAAGCACAGUUAAUUAAUUCUUUGUGUAUGAUGACGUGGUCUCCUGCGAUUGUAACAUCACUGGCAUCUAUGUUUACUGAUAUGCCUUUAACCAAAGAAGAACAUUUACAAGUGGUAAAUAAGUUAGGGCAACAUAUGGAAAAGUUAACUUGCCAAGAACUGCCUGCCUUUGUUUAUCAAUUAUUAAAAUUAUGUCGAUACCAAAAUUGCCGUUCAAUAUACUUAAGAUUGCAGAACUAUUUUGGGACUAGAACUUACAGCAAACCGGAUAGAUUAUGUAAUUCUGAAUCUGAAACGCCAGAUUUAGAUAUUAUUGAGGAGUCCGCUCAAGAUGCAAUAGAAGUCGAAAGCACAAUAUUAUUUCACAUUUACCAAUCUGCUUCUACAGGAAGUGAGAGUACUAAAGAUUUCCUUACUUCUUUUAAAAAUAUGAUGAAAUCGCCCGAAUUUAUUUUGCACCCAUUCCAAAUUACUGUAUUGCUCACAAUUUCAAAUAUCUCCACCAGCGAAGAGCAGAUAAUGGACGUUUUGAAAGCCAGCAUUUCUAAAGCCGUUCAAGAAGAUUUAAAGAAAAUGGAUUCCUGCUGGUUUAGGGAAAUGGUACCAUCAACAUGCAAAGUGGAGGAUGUAAUUAAUCAAGUUAUCGAAUGUAGUAUAGCCGAGCGGUAUUUAGUGGUUCAAGGUUUAGUACAAUUGGCAUACACAUUGCUGGCCGUUGGGCAAAUGUUAGGUCGUGAUGGUGACUUGGCUUGUGAGCGUCAAUGGCGAAUGGGAAAGAUGAUUCUAUUGAAGGUUAUUAAAAAAAAGAGACAAACAGCAUCAUCUAUCAUUACUGCUUUGAUCAACCACAUCGUCACUGGAAGAAGCGUUACCCAAUAUAUUGAUUGUAUCUAUACAUUAUCCCAAAAAAUGCCUUUAGUAAUGUUGGAAAACCAAAGCAGCAUUGUUGAACUUUUGGAAUACUUAGUUCAAGGUCCAGGAUCAACAGCAAAGUUGAUAUUGAGUGCCAUUUUACCAUUGAUUAAAAUUUCCUCGACCAUUAGAGAUCAUUUAAUAUUGCUGCUGCGAAAGUCAUUAUACUCGCGGGUAAUGGAGACGAAACAAAUGGCGGUAGCAGGUUUUCUGAAGUUAAUAAAAAACUUAAAAGUAUCUAAUUUGGCAGUACUUAGUCAAUCUUCAUCAAGUUCAAUGUCCUCAGGCCAUUCGGUACUUACCCAAGUAUCCCUAAGCUGCACGGGAAGAGCCAGUAAUGUUUUUACAAAUGAAGCUUUGUGUUUGGAAGUUCUCGGAAUUUUGCGGCGUUGUUUUAUGCAACAAGCGGAAAUCAGACACGAAUUGUAUGAUGGAUUGUAUGAUGCAGUUUGUAUGAACCCAGAAUUAGGCAUACCAGUUAUUGACAUACUAUCGAUACAUUUCAAUGAAUUUUACAUAUCUGAUCAAAAUGAACUUCCACCUCUUAAGUUUUCUAACAUUACUAUUGUUAAAGAUGUUGAGGUUAAAUUAUUGGAACCACUGGGAAAAUUAAUUUUCACAAUUGGUCUCAUUGUCACAAAGAUACAAGAAGAACAUGAUGAUAACGCGACUAUUAUUGAAAUAAGAAACACGUUAGAUUCUUUGUGUACUCGUAUGAGCACCUGCGAACUUAUUCAUUUUGAGCUUGACGAUGGAACUGACUUACUGGACAAUGUUCCAGAGUCGGAACACAAACUGUUUGUUCUCAAGGAAGCUUUAUCGAUAUAUGAGGCUUUAAUAGGCUACAAGAUUUGCACUUGGGGACCUCACUCGAACAAUACUGGACAACAGAUCAAUAAUCUUUUUCAGUGUCAUACACGAUUAAUGGAUUUUUCAAAAAACCUUAUCAAAUCAAAAAAAGGAGACAAAAAGAAGCACACACCCGAUGAAACCAGAAAUACACAGGGUGCACAAAAUGCUACACAUAAUGACACGUCGACCAAGAGUGCACCUAAAGCUUUUGAACCUAAUAAGACUAUUUUAGACUUCCAAACGCUUGGGAAAGUUUUACACUUGCUGCAUGACUCCAACGUUAACUGGACAACUGCUCCAGAAGCUAAUCACAUCAAAGCUAAACCUGAGAUCCAUAGACACAUUAUGCGCUGUACCAUACAGUUAAUUAAAAAACUGAAAUCUAUGAGAAAGGCAGAAGUACACUGUAACAAAAUGUACUACAAUUACAUUACUGAAAUAGCAUGUAUUUUGUAUAACAGUUGCGUUACUCACUUCGAUUCAGUGCUAGAUUUUGACAGCUCAACUGCUACUCUGGUGCUGGAGUGUUUUUAUAUUAUUCUUGGUAUUAUCAACUUGCAUUAUCGCAAUAGUAUGGCAACAUUUUUAAAUUCAGUUGCUGGCAAUAGUAAAGAUGAAGAAUUUUCAAAUUCUUUAUCUAGUAUUUUAGAGACAUAUCAUAAACUACUUGAAUUAGAUGAGAUAGAAUCCGGUACAGAUGUCGACACACAUAAGCUACAAUUAGUGAUGGUAAACACAAUUGCUGCCUUGUCACAGCAUGCGCCUUCAUCUGGUAGCACCUUAUCACAACAGUUAUUACAAUGGAUUAAGAAUUAUUUGAAUAACAAAACUAUCAGUAACAAACAGGUUCUCAUUAGUUUCUUCAAUAUGGCGCUUACUGUGCAAAUCAAAUUUAAGAGUACCCUGGGAUUAUUUGAAUCCAUAGCAUCUCGAUUAGUGUCCGUUUUAGGAGCAAUCAAUGAGCACGAAGAAAAGUUUGAAGAAUUAACUUUAAUUAACGAGAGUUCUGCUUUGUCAGUUUAUACCUUGUUUUGCACUAGAAUUAAGAUGAUAUUGGAUGAUAUAGAUUGGAUAGUCCUGAGAUUACGAUCUGAAUUUGGAAUGCUGAAUUAUCCAGGAGAAGAGAACACGGACAGACGAAAAGAAUACCUUAAGAGCAAGGAAAGAGGCGUCUGUUGCCAAUUAUGUCCCAUAAUAACAAUUAUACAUACCAUAUCUAACACACGUAUAUCACCUGGAAGUGUGUCUGAUACACUGCUAAAGACUAUUACUCAUCUCUAUAGCACAUUGACAACAUUAACAAAGUAUUUUAUCUUAAGAUCCUCCAAAGUAAACAUCGUUUUUCAAGGUGCCAGGUUUGAAAAAGUUGUAAGGUUAGCGGGUAAGCAGUUAUCAUCUAUAGUAUAUGAUUACAUCGUCUACAUAGAAGGUUUUAAUAAACAAGCUACCCAAAAUACUCAGUCGAAAAAGAAACCGGUGAAUGUAGGCGCUCUGAAAAGCAAAGUAUUGCGGGAAACGAGAUUAAUACCAAAAGUGGUAUAUGAAAUGGAACAAUUUGGAAAAUCUGUUAUCCAACUGUCCAAAAAAACUCAGGUUGAUUUAUCAAAAUUCGUUGGUCAAGGAACAUCAAGAGACUUCCGAAUAAAAGGUUUACAAGCAGUCUUAGAUCAAAUGCAUGACGAAAGUGUGAUGAAUGAAAGUACAGAAUCGGUAGCAAAUGACGAUCAUGGAGAUGAUACAGAACAACCAGACUCAUCAGAUCGAGAAAAUGAGUCUCAUUCUGCAGCUAAGAGAAUUCGAAGAAGCUAAUGCCUUCUUUUUGAAAUUGUUUUAUUUGUUCUUUGCGUUAAUAUUGACUUUGUUUCUAAUAUUUAUUCAUAUUGUGUAGUUUCUUAGAUACAUGAAUCUAAGAUUUUAUUCUUGUAAUCAUUUUGUAUUGUACUUUUUUAACUAAACUUAUCAUGUAAUGCUUGUA